Messenger RNA from Dimorphilus gyrociliatus, 1272 nucleotides. The record is from the annotation of a GenBank genome assembly. Lineage: Eukaryota; Metazoa; Annelida; Polychaeta; Dinophilidae.
AUUCUUUGACGGCUUUGUGUGCUAGACAAUCACUAUACUAUAUUUAUAUCGACCUUUUAACGUAUACGAUUGGCCAAGUUUUAAUUUUUUUUCAAAGUUUUCACAUAUAUUACCCUUCAUAUGGAACGAUGAGAGGAUUACUAUUGUUAAUUUUAAUGACUUUAGUCAUACUUAGUGAUACUACUACAAAGAAAAAGAAAACAGUGAAGCAGACACCCAAACAGUCGAAGAAAUCUAAUAUCGAUAGAGUUUGGAAUGAUAAAAUAGUGGAUUUAACUCAUCCAUUCAAUUAUCAUACGCCGUUAUUCUCUGAAAAGUCAGCCUUUUAUGAAAAGAAGAAGGUAGCUGACUUGAAGGGCGAAGAGAGUAGUAAUGCAUAUAAAUAUUGGGCUGUUGAGACUCACUUCGUUAUUUAUAAUUCGGCGGGAACUCAUAUAGAAUCGCCUCGUCGACUUAAUUCAAACGGUCUUUCAGUUAAGGAUUUAACAUUUGAUCGACUCAUUCUCCCUGCGGUCGUAAUUGACAUUGAAGCCGAAUGCAGGAGGAACAGGAAUUACAGACUCACAGAAACCUAUAUCGCCGAAUGGGAAAAAAAGCAUGGCAUUAUACCUAAGGGUGGUCUUGUUCUUAUAAAAACCGGUUGGUCGAAUUACUGGAAAAAUUCUGAAAAAUAUUACGGAACAAAGGAUAAAAAUAUUAUGAAACUUUCUUGGCCAGGUAUGGAUGCCGAGGCUGCUGCGUGGCUUGUUCAUAAUAGAAAAAUUUACGGCGUGGGAAUCGACGCUCCGUCUGUUGACAGAGGUCAAUCGUCCGUUCUCUUGGCAUUGCGUCAAUUAUAUGAUAAUAAUGUUUACACAUUGAAAAACUUAGCUGAUAUGAGCAAUAUACCAACGCGUGGAGCCACCGUUCAAAUCAUGCCAAUGCUGAUAGAUGGAGCUGCAAGUAGUCCUACAAGAGUUUUUGCAAGUUGGUCGGGUGAUGGAAGUCACAAAUCAGGUCGCUCCAUACCUUUUCUCACAAGAUCUGGAGUUGAGAAAACCGGAAGCAAUAUUAGAAAACUGCUGCUAUAUGUUUCGUUAGCUUGUUACGCUUACCAUUUUCUUUUGCUAUAAUGAUAUAUAAACAAACAAAAAAAUAAAAUAAAAACAUACAAAAACUACAUAGAAUAAUAAUUUAAAAACAAGCAUGUAAGAGAAAUCUUAUCUGUGGAAUCAAAUCGGUGUCGUGACCUUAUUUGACGGUGAGGCGUUCCUCAAAUGAAAAAGCAAAUGA